This is a messenger RNA of Annulohypoxylon truncatum, 2290 nucleotides long. Its product is annotated as aminopeptidase-like protein. The transcript is spliced from 5 exons. The record is from RefSeq and is a predicted model, not a curated record. Bases 126 to 2144 code for a protein of 672 amino acids. Gene Ontology annotation, molecular function: metalloaminopeptidase activity. NCBI's taxonomy places the organism in Eukaryota, Fungi, Ascomycota, Sordariomycetes, Xylariales, Hypoxylaceae.
UCUGGGCUAUUCACGCCCAAGCUUACAAGCUUCGUCGGCUUCCCUGACCGGGUUAGGAUUAGAUCACAACAGUUAGCCUACGCGCUGAUCGCUUAACGCCAUCGAUAUCGUCACGGCUACUACUGAUGAGAUAUACCUCACCCCUAUCCACACUGUCUAUGACUCCGAGGAUUGCUCUCUCUUCCAUUUCUGUCAUACCCAAACUUGGAUCUCGACUGUGGAACGUCAGGGCUUCGCCAACGAUACUACGUCCUAUUUUCCGAUUUCAGAGCACAGUGGUUGCUAUCAAGAUGGAGAAGGUCGACACCACCGCUCGCCUUUCUAAGCUACGCGAGCUUAUGAAAGAGCGCGAGGUUGAUGUAUACAUCAUCCCUUCCGAGGAUAGUCAUGCGUCUGAGUAUAUUGCACCAGCCGAUGCUCGUCGCGCUUUCAUCUCAGGCUUCACCGGUUCGGCAGGCUGUGCUGUCGUCACUCAUGAGAAGGCCGCUCUGGCCACGGAUGGCCGUUACUUCAACCAAGCUUCCCAGCAGCUUGACAGCAACUGGAUACUCUUGAAGCAAGGACUCUUAGACGUUCCAACCUGGCAAGAAUGGUCUGCGGACCAGGCUGCCGGUGGUAAAGUCGUGGCUGUGGAUCCGACUUUGCUAACAAGCGGUGCCGCCAAGAAGCUCUCGGAGAAGAUCAAAAAGGGCGGGGGAAAGGAACUGGCAGCCGUCGAGGGAAACUUGGUUGACAUAGUGUGGGGAGAGGACAGACCGCCUCAGCCAGAAGAGCCUAUAAUAGUUCUCGGUGAGAAGUUUACCGGAAAGGAUGUGAAGACUAAGCUUAGCGAGCUUCGAACGGAGCUUAAGAAGAAGAAAUCGCUCGGCUUCGUGGUCUCGAUGCUCGACGAGAUCGCAUGGCUCUUCAAUCUUCGAGGAAACGAUAUCCCCUAUAACCCGGUCUUCUUCUCGUACGCCAUCAUCACUGCCGAUGACGCUACCUUAUACGUCAAUUCUUCCAAAUUAGGCGCCGAGUGUCAAUCCUACCUUGAAGAGAACGGCGUUUCUAUUAAGCCGUACAAGGACAUAUUCAACGAUGCUUCUGCCCUUCGCGAAUCGGCAGAGGCGCGGAAGAAUGGCGAAGGUGGCGAGAACAAGAAAUUCUUGAUCUCAAACAAGGCUUCGUGGGCCCUGAAGCGAGCGCUCGGUGGAGAUGGCAUGGUUGAAGAGAUCCGAAGUCCUAUCGGCGACUCGAAGGCUGUGAAGAACGAGACCGAGCUAGAAGGGAUGAGGCAAUGCCACAUUAGAGACGGCGCCGCCUUAAUCGAGUUUUUCGCGUGGCUCGAAGAUCAAUUAAUAGUGCAGAAGGCUACUAUUGACGAAGUCGAAGCCGCGGAUAAGCUUGAAUCUCUGCGCGCGAAACAGAAGGACUUUGUCGGUCUCUCCUUUCCUGCAAUCUCAUCUACGGGGCCGAACGCCGCUGUUAUCCACUACAAGCCUGAGCGUGGAAGUUGCUCGGUCGUCGACCCCAAGGCAGUCUACCUAUGCGAUUCCGGAGCCCAGUACCUGGACGGUACUACGGACACGACAAGGACGUUGCAUUUCGGCGAGCCUACCGAUGCCGAGAUCGAAGCCUACACGCUCGUGUUGAAGGGUAACAUUGCCUUAGAUAGGGCUGUAUUCCCCAAGGGAACAACAGGUUUCGCGCUUGAUAGUCUUGCGCGCCAAUAUCUAUGGCAAAAUGGACUCGAUUACCGUCACGGCACCGGUCACGGAGUCGGGUCGUACUUGAAUGUGCACGAAGGACCAAUUGGUAUUGGUACAAGGGUACAGUACUCGGAGGUCUCCCUAUCUCCCGGGAAUGUUAUCUCCGACGAACCCGGUUAUUACGAGGACGGCUCCUUUGGCAUACGCAUCGAGAACAUCGUCAUGGUAAAGGAGGUUAACACGAAAUACAAGUUCGGCGACAAGCCGUACCUCGGGUUCGAGCACGUCACUAUGGUACCUUACUGUCGCAAGCUCAUCGACUCUAAGCGUUUGACAGACGCAGAGAAGGAAUGGUUGAACGACUACCACGCGGAUAUAUGGAAUAAGACGAAGGGCUAUUUCGAGAACGACGAAGUAACAACGGCAUGGCUCAAGAGGGAAACACAGUCUUUCUAGACAGGGAACUGGUGUUGUCCAUUUUCUAUAAUGCAUUGCGUUGGUUGUUACCUUGAUUACCUAUGGGUCCUUCUCCAAGGCAGCUAAUACCCGUGAAUUUCCCACCCGCUGUUUCAAUCUCAGCUGCUGUACGAUAUCGAGGCCGU